AUGGACGUGUCAGCUGAAGGGCAAACGCGACCACUUUCUACAUUGUCUGCCUUCAGUUAUAUCCCACCACGCAGGAGGGAACCGAAGGAACUGUCAUAUUUUCAAAGUGAACCCAAGGCUCCAGAGGUGUCCAUGUAUGACCAGCUGUUCCACCAGCCUCUGGGUUACGAUGAGAACAUCCCCCGCGAUGAUCGAAGGCACUUCAAAGGGAGAGGGUUGGACAUUCACGAGGAGGAAAUGUCCAGAAGUAUACCAGUGCGAAGGUCUUCAGAAUAUGGCCGGCGUCCAGCUCUACCCUCGUACCAGCCCGACCGCCAGCACACUCGUGUGGAUCGUGUUCAAGCAGACUUCUUCAUGAAGAAUGGGAUCCCCUGGACUCUGCCUCAGGACGGGUGA
This is a messenger RNA of Synchiropus splendidus (mandarinfish), 396 nucleotides long. RefSeq names its product cilia and flagella associated protein 90 (gene cfap90). The transcript is spliced from 3 exons. The record is from RefSeq and is a predicted model, not a curated record. NCBI's taxonomy places the organism in Eukaryota, Metazoa, Chordata, Actinopteri, Syngnathiformes, Callionymidae. Bases 1 to 396 code for a protein of 131 amino acids.